AAAAUCUUGCCAUCCACGUUUCACCACUAGGCCGCCACCACGCAACCAUGCUACGUGCCAAAUGGGCUACUGGCUAUACCAUGGUUUAUAUUCCCCGGUAGAACUACACAGCCUCCUUACGUUUCUUCCUUACAUCCUCUUCGACAAAAGAAAAAGCACAAGAAGAGCAAAAUGGUCAUGGUGCGCGGCGCGAUCAACUUCUCCUAUCAAGUGGCCUCCUUUGCAUCCAGGACGGCCAGCAAGAAUCCAUCGCUCUGUUCUGCGAUGCCGAGGAGGUCCUUGGCGAGCAUGGCUGCGCGAGCACAGCAGCCCCAGUCGCGAGGAGCGUCGCAGCCAACGUAUGGCGAAGUCUUUAACGCGCGGGGCGACCUCCGCGAGCAGCCCAUCACUGCCGAGGACGCUGCUAUGAUGCGCAGCGUGGAGAACGCACGAUUCGGGCAGACAAUCAAGGGAGGCACCGCCGCCAAAAUGCAGUCGGCCGUCGAUAGAGCUUCUGCUGCUGCGUCUGCCACUCCUGCCAGUGCCACAGAUGAUGUCUUCGCAACGCAAGUUCCUGCCGCGGACUUUUCUGGAGACGAUUUCUAUGCCGCGCAGCAGGUUCCAACGCUGGAUGAAAUAGCCACCACGGAUGCUUUCAUGGAUUCCGUCGACAUCGAUGUUAGUACGAUGGGAGUGCCAGCAACCGGGACAGUGGACGUCGUCGACCAUCCCAUCACCAUUGGAGAGGCAUUGGAAGUUGCCGCGGAAAACAUUGGAGACAAGCCGAUCACUCGUCCCGAUGCAAAAGUCAUCCAGAGCGCCGAGAGCCGUGCAACUGGCAAUGCUACCGGGGUGAAGCGGGUGGUGGCCGCGGAAGCACAGUCGGCUGCUGACAUGAACGCUGCAGGAUCCACUACAGCGAUCCCCACGGUGAAGGAUGUGCUGGAUAACGCCGCCGCUAAGAUGCCGAUCGACAAGGUUGUAACUCACGAGGACGCAUCUCGAGUUCAAUCUGUUGAGAAGCGGAACACUGGGGGACUGGAGCCGGGUGGAAUCGCCGCAACGCUGCAGUCUGCUGCUGACAAGAAUGCGGCGUCGGACUUUGAGCCGCGGUAUGGUAGCGAGGGAAGGAUCCCAAACGUGUAAGCUCACUCGUUGAUGACUUGUUCUUGUAAAUAUGUUGUAAGAACUUUAGAUCACAAAGUUUUGCUGUGUAAGAACUUACCAGCCCAGGGAAACUUUUUGAUCGCCAUGAAGAGCGACGAGAGGAGCACCGGCAAAAACUCGCUUCCAUAUCUGGACAUAGUUGUGAUGGCUUUUUACAUUCGAUCAAACAAUGCUCUAUAGCCCUCUCG
Molecule: messenger RNA, 1334 nt
Organism: Selaginella moellendorffii
Lineage: Eukaryota; Viridiplantae; Streptophyta; Lycopodiopsida; Selaginellales; Selaginellaceae
Product: late embryogenesis abundant protein D-34
Exons: 5
Coding region: 172-1125 (317 amino acids)
Source: RefSeq, a predicted model, not a curated record